AUGUCGUGGUGUUUGAGCGCAGUAGUGUGUAUUACACUGAUAAUACCAUGUAUCAAUGGGGAGAGUUGGGUAACAGCUAACCAUGGGACACCUCCAGUUUAUACCGGACUUGCUCCUAUGAAGUCAGGCUGGUCAACAAAACUAUUUGGUGUUGGAAAUGGGAAUCUACAGGAGCGAUAUUACUCUGCAGACGGGUGGAUUUGGGCGAACCAUGGCGCCCCCUCAACAGAUGAGAGCGUUGCAUCUGAGCCAUGUGUUAUGUACGACGGAAAACUUUUCAUAGUUUCCAACAAAGGCCGUUUGUUCGAGAGAUAUUGGAGCACUGGCUCAAAUUCAUGGCUCUGGGUGUUACACGGAAAAGCAUUAGGGUCAGAAAAGUUGCGGCCUAUGUGUGCGUGUAGGAAUCUGUACGGAGGCCGGGUAUUUGUUGUUGGUAUUAACUCAAAGUUGUAUGAGCGCUGGUGGUCAUAUACUAGUGAUUCCUGGCAGUGGAGACCUCAUGGAUCACCCCCAGGCACUACUAUUGGACCCUCUGCUAUUGAUACGUGUGACGCUGACUCAGGAUGUACGGAGAAUGAAGUAUACUUGGUAGCAGGGAAUGGUUAUGUAUACUCCCGAUACAUCUCCGCAGGUAACCCAGGAACGCCCAGUUGGUAUCUUGUAGGGAAACCGUCAGGUAAAACUGCAUGGAGCGUAAGAGUUGGUGGAGGCAUCUUUGUGACAACUGUAGAUAAUUAUGUCUGCGAGCGUUUGUCUUCCACAAAUUGGAUUUGCUCGCGACCACCAUCGACCACUUCAACGCCAUAUCGCACUACAACUUUGUCCAAAGCAGUACAAGUGAAUAACUGUGCUAAACUUGACGGUUCAGCCAAAUAUCUUUUCGUGAAUAACUGGGAUGAUACAACUACAAGUGGAGUAUUCCAGAAACCAGUUAACAUCCGGGGAAAGUUAUGGAGAUUUAAGGUGUCUGGGACGUCCCAUAAUUGGGUAUACCAUGGCACGGCAGCUCCAUGUUGCUCGUAUUAUCGUCCCACUAUAUUUAUGAGUGGGUCCUGCCCAAAAGCAUUUUUCGUCAAAUCAAACGGCAAUGUCUUGGAAAAAUAUCUUUAAAAAUUCUAAUGAAUGAUCAUGUAAUUAGACAUUCACUGAAGUCCUAUUUGAAA
Molecule: messenger RNA, 1163 nt
Organism: Owenia fusiformis
Lineage: Eukaryota; Metazoa; Annelida; Polychaeta; Sabellida; Oweniidae
Source: the annotation of a GenBank genome assembly